Molecule: messenger RNA, 3360 nt
Organism: Danio aesculapii
Lineage: Eukaryota; Metazoa; Chordata; Actinopteri; Cypriniformes; Danionidae
Gene: gramd1c
Product: GRAM domain containing 1c
Exons: 19
Coding region: 213-2291 (692 amino acids)
Biological process (GO): intracellular sterol transport
Cellular component (GO): plasma membrane; endoplasmic reticulum-plasma membrane contact site; endoplasmic reticulum membrane
Molecular function (GO): sterol transfer activity; sterol binding
Source: RefSeq, a predicted model, not a curated record
UGAGUGAGUGAGAGUGAGUAGGACGGUCGCAACAACUGGGACAGUCGACACUGCAGCUCACAGUAACCACACCAAUCAUCGCUGUUGAAAGUUUCAGAGCAUUUAGAAAAGCCCGCGACGAGUGAAGUCCAUGAUAACCUUCUUACAGCGCUUUAUGAAAACCUGGAACUCCUACAACCAGGACUUGCUGAUUUCGAGCCAUUCAGAAAAGCAUGACUGAAACACCCAAACCGCUGAUGGGCAAUGAGCUCGCGCAAGAGAACAGUCAAUCUGGGGAAGUCAGAGGGAGCUCAGGAGAGCAAGAGACAAAAGGCAUGACCCAAGCAGCCAAACAACCGAUGGGAAAAGCAACUGAUGGGAAGAACCCAGAAGAGCAAGAGGCUCUGGAAGUCACUGGCCCGUCCACAGCAGCACCUCAGUCUACUGAAUCUUUGUAUUAUACUAGUUACAAACAGAGGAGUGACGAGUUUCGCAAGUUAUUCAAAGAGGUGCCGGAGCCUGAGAAAUUGGUUGUAGACUACACCUGUGCGCUCCAGAAAGAUAUCCUGUUACAGGGACGCAUCUACUUCACAGAGAACUGCUUAUGUUUCUACAGUCAUGUGUUUCGUGGAACAAAAAUCAUGGUAAAUAUGAAGGAUAUCGUCUCAGUGUCCAAAGAGAAGACCGCAAAAUGGAUACCAAAUGCCAUCCAGAUCAGUACUAAUUCAGAAAAGCUGUUCUUUAGCUCCUUCUCAACAAGAGAGAAAAGUUACCAGAGUAUAUUUCGCCUUUGGCAGAAUGUUCUGAUGGAAAAGAAAUGGACUAAGUUGGAGCUGUUGCAGAUGGUUAGGCAACAUUAUGGCAACGACUUAGGAUUGAGUCAUGAUGAGAUGGAAAGUUUUCAAACAUCAGUAGAUACGAUCACGCCUACUCUUCCCAGUCUGAAUAUGCGUGGAGAGGAUUACACCGGGAGGCCAGAAAGGCCAACAUCACUUCGUCUUCCCCAAGGAGAGCUGAGUUCAUAUGAGGCCACCACACCACUAGGAGACGACACGCAGUCUUCAGUGGGUCUGCACAGCAUGCUCUCAGCUAAUGGAGGGGACGAUUCUCUCAGCACCCCGUCCCAUCAGCUCAGUCCAAAUCUGUCAUUAAACCGCUCUGGGUCUGAACGGGUGUCAAAACGCUCCUCAUUCUCUCUGGAUCUGAAUGCCAAUGAAGACCAGCUCUCGGACAACAGCAGAUCUGACAGUCUGGAAGAGGUGGAAGAACGUGAAACCACUUCUCCGGUGUCUCAGGGAAGGCUGUUUGUGAACCGGGUCUUUCACAUCAGCGCUGAGAAGAUGUUUAACUUGCUUUUCUCCGAUUCUAGUUUCACAAGAAGGUUUAUGGAUAUCAGGAAGAUCACAGGUAUAACCUCUACCCCUUGGAAAAGGGAGGCCUCUGGCGGUAUGAUACGAACUUUGAACUACACCAUCACCAUUAACAACCCUCUAGUUGGCAAGUUCUCCACUGCUACAGAGAACCAGACAUUAUAUAAAGAGUCAAGGGAGGGUCAGUACUACAUGAUAGAUUCAGAGGUCUACACCCAUGAUGUUCCUUAUCAUGACUACUUCUACACUCAGAAUCGCUACUGUAUCAUUCGUAACUCCAAGCACAAGUGUAGACUCAGGAUUUACACUGAUGUCAAAUACAAAAAGCAGCCUUGGGGUCUUGUUAAAUCCUUUAUCACCAAAAACUCCUGGAGUGGCCUAGAAGACUACUUCAGACACCUUGAGGCAGAACUGCUAGAUGAAGAAGCAGAGUUGACUCAAGGAAGUGGAGAUGCUGGGAAGACGGGUGCUUUGCGCAGGAGAAGAAGAACGUACAGUCGCACCUUGCAGGAACACAUGAAGCCGGCAAAAGCACAGUACAGCACAGACUCAGAACAGCAGAGGACUGGAACCAUGGGUCCUAUGGACAUCAAGAACACACCACACAGAUGGAACAUCACUUCAAUUGUGUUUGGAAUGAGCUUAAUACUUUUUGUUCUGGUGGUUCUGAAUUUGGGCCUCUUCUUCAAGCUUUGGGCUAUGGAAGAUGUUGCUCACCGUAUGUAUCUCAACACUAAGCACAGAAUGAAGGAGAGGGUAGAGUCCAGUUUGCCACCUGACCUAGGGCCCAGACACGGUAUGCCUCACAGAAGUCAAGAGGAAGUACAUUUACUGAGGGCAGUGCUGCAGGACUCCAUUAACCUUCUUGAACAGCUCCGCAGUUCUCUACUAGUGCUUCAGCAGAACUUUCAGGUCUAUAACAGAACUUCCUCUCCACUGUAAAUGGCUUUGAGUUUGGUGACCCGACAGCACAAGGGGAUUCGUCCCAUAAGACAUGCCCGCUUCUGAAGACUGUUGCCAUAGGGGCACUGCCACCCCAGGGCAGAAUCGUAGCUCUUAGGCCGGGUUUGUUGCCGUUGGACAUCAUUUUUAUUUUGAAGCUUGAUUUAGUCCCAGGGGAGAUCUUCACAUUUAAAGACUGAAGAUAGAAGAGAAUUCGUAAACUUGAAGUUGAAGGAGAAAAAUGGCUUUUUUUUCUCGUUCUUCACAGUUGAUGUUGCUGAAGUGAAAGCAACAGUGAUGUAGCAGGUUGAGAAACACAAUCUCUGGGAUGCUGAACUACACACAAGCCUUAUAAAACAAAAGAAACUAAAAAAGUCUUGGAUUUGUAAUGGAUUUUGUGCGGCUGCGGAGGGUCUCUGAUGAUGGAGCUGGCAAUGCAGGCCCAUUGCCUUUGGUCUGCCUAACAUUUGCUCUUGUGGUCUUUUUUUGAUUUAGAGCGUUGUUGUCUUAAGGAUACAUCUGAGAAUUUAUUAAAGCAGGGAUCAACACUGACAGAUGAUUGUGAAAUUGUAUAUUUGUAGAUUUUUUUGAUGCACAUCAGGUUUUUAAUAUUGUGUAAAGGUACAGAUUAAUGUGGAGAAGAUAAAGAACUGCAGGUUUAAUAUGCAUUGAGUGGUGAUGUUUUAUGUACUUAGAAAUUGUUUACACCUUUUGGUUGUUGAGCUUUUAGGGACUGUAUUGUGACUACUGUGAAAUAAACUUGUGAAUUCUGUACAAUGGGCAAAGUAAAAGAGUUAAUUUAUUAAAAGGCUAAUUUUCAAGCAUUCAGUACUUUCACUUUAACGUAUACGAGGUGAUUUUGUGUGUGUGUGUGUGUGUGUGUGUGUGUGUGUGUGUGUGUGUGUGUGUGUGUGUGUGUGUGUGUGUGCGUGUGUGUGUGUGUGUGUAUGUGUGUGUGUGUGUGUAUAUAUAUAUGCUUUUUGUUUUGGAUUAUUGGACAAUUUUCAUCUUAAUUUUAAAAAAAAGUUCUCCUGAAACUAUUUCUAAAUAAAAAUCUCAUCACAUUACA